CCCAAAUCAUAUUCAUUAAUCUCAAGUUUUGCUAGACAAUAAACUUGUCCUAGAAUUAUGAAGGUCCCCGUCAGUACAUUAUUAAUAGUUCUGAUUAUUCUUCGUGUCUCGGUUUCGUUUGCAAAGCGCCAGGUAUACAUAGUUUACAUGGGAGAACACGAAGAAAAGAGAACGUUACUCCAGACUGAAGACAAGCAUGUCUCGUACCUAACAUCUGUAAAAAGUUCAACAGAAGACGCAAAAGCUUCACUGGUGUACAGUUAUAAGAAUGUUAUCAAUGGUUUCUCAGCAUUUCUCACAGGAGAAGAAGCUCAAAAGCUAUCUGAAAUGGACGGAGUGGUUUCAGUAUUCAAAAGCCACCCCAUGAAGUAUAGGAUUCAAACUACAAGAUCAUGGGAUUUCACGAACCUGCUCAAAAGUGGAUAUUCAGGCAAUAUCGGCGGAAUUGGAGAUGAAGAAAUACUGAAGAAAGCAAAUUAUGGAAAAGAUAUUAUAGUCGGCGUCCUGGACACUGGAGUAUGGCCAGAGUCAGAGAGUUUUAGUGAUGACGGAAUGGAACCCAUUCCGAGUUCAUGGAAAGGAAUCUGCGAAUCUGGAGUAGCUUUUAACUCAUCUCACUGCAACAGAAAAUUGAUAGGAGCUCGCUACUAUUUAAAAGGUUACGAGGCAUAUUACGGCCCAUUGAAUGAGACAAUAAAUUAUCGAUCUGCACGCGACAGAGAAGGACAUGGGACCCACACGGCUUCGACCGUGGCAGGCCGUGAAGUGCACAACACCUCACUUCUUGGCGGCUUUGCCAGUGGCACAGCCAAAGGUGGUGCUCUUCUUGCGCGACUUGCAAUUUACAAAGUAUGUUGGACGAUCCCCAGUCAGUCGAAGGUACUUGAGGGCACAUGUUUUGACGAGGAUAUGCUGGCAGCCUUUGAUGAUGCCAUUGCUGAUGGUGUCCAUGUAAUAAGCAUCUCGAUCACGCCAUAUCAGAAUAUCGAAUACACAAAAGAUGGGAUUGCUCUGGGAGCACUGCACGCAGCCAAGAAAAAUAUUGUAGUGGUGGCGAGUGCUGGAAAUUGGGGCCCGGCCCCAUCAACCGUAAUAAAUGUGGCGCCCUGGAUACUUACGGUGGGGGCCAGUAGCAUUGAUCGGAUUUUCAACUCGCCUGUUCUGCUGGGGAAUGGAAUGAAAAUUGAAGGUCAAACUGUAACGCCAUACAAGUUAAACACUGUGCGCCCUUUAGUUUAUGCUGGAGAUGCAGAAGCCCCUGGAACAACAACUAAUGGUACCACCGGGUUAUGCCUUUCUGGAACUCUUUCACAAGAAAUUGUGCAGGGAAAAAUAGUUUUGUGCUUGAGGGGAAAUUCAACUAAUGUAGAAAAAGGUAUGGAGGUGAAAAGAGCAGGCGGCGCAGGGUUCAUUUUGCAGAAUCCUGUGGAUGGAAUUGGAGUAUCAGUUGAUGCUCAUGUACUUCCUGGAACUGCCAUAUUUUCAAAUGAUUCAGCCACUAUUCUCAAUUACAUAAGAACCAACAAAAAUCCAACCGCAAGAAUAGUUCUAGCGAGAACUGUUUUGGGUAGUAAACAGUCACCAUUCAUGGCCGCCUUCUCCUCUACAGGUCCAAAUAGCCUUGAACCCAACAUUCUAAAGCCCGAUAUAACCGCGCCAGGGCUAAAUAUCUUGGCAGCAUGGAGCGAGGCAAGCUCUCCCACAAGACUAUUCUCAGAUAACCGGGUGGUGAAAUACAACGUUCUCUCAGGGACUUCCAUGUCUUGCCCUCACGUAGCGGCAGCAGCCGCCCUGAUCAAGGCAGCGCAUCCAGAUUGGAGCAGCGCCGCCAUAAGAUCAGCCCUGAUGACCACCAGCACUCAAACCAACAACGUCGGCACCCCGAUAACCGACGCCAAUGAAAAUCCAGCAACUCCCUUCCAUUAUGGCUCGGGGCACUUCCAACCCGCAAAAGCAAUAGAUCCAGGCCUGGUUUACGACUCAAAUUACACUGACUAUCUUCUUUUUCUUUGCAACUAUAACAACACUGUAAAAAAUGUGGAUCCAUCAUUUACUUGUCCAAAGAAAUUUACGUCGCCAAGUAAUCUGAACUAUCCAACAGUUACAGCCUCCUUCAUCAACGGCGAGGUUUUGGUGUACAGAACGGUGACCAAUGUCGGUGCCGAAGGAAGUGUAUAUAAUCUGAGUAUCGAAACCCCAGUUGGGUAUUCAGUAAAAAUUUCUCCAACCACAUUGAAUUUUGUGCGUCCAGGGGAAAGGAAGACCUUCACCAUUACAAUUAAACCAGAAAAUGGGGUUACAAAAGAUGAUUAUGCAUUUGGUUCGUACACAUGGAGUGAUCGAAUUCACAGUGUAAGAAGUCCGAUUGUUGUUCGUUAGAUGAAUAUUUUCCAGGGGAAAGGAGAAGAUAAUUUUAUUUUUUUUAUAUAUUUCCUCUUUUUUUUUCUUUUUCUUUUUUUGGGAGGAAAUAAAUUGUAAAAGGAGUUUGGGCAUUCUUUUUGGUAUAAACGGGAUUAGGCUUGUCAUUUUUUUGUAUCCAAAUUAAGGGAUUAUUUGACA
Messenger RNA from Olea europaea var. sylvestris, 2559 nucleotides. RefSeq names its product subtilisin-like protease SBT5.6. The transcript is spliced from 8 exons. Gene Ontology annotation, molecular function: serine-type endopeptidase activity. The record is from RefSeq and is a predicted model, not a curated record. Lineage: Eukaryota; Viridiplantae; Streptophyta; Magnoliopsida; Lamiales; Oleaceae. Bases 58 to 2379 code for a protein of 773 amino acids. Gene Ontology annotation, biological process: proteolysis.